CCGCACGGAUGAACCCAGACCCUCUUCUAGUUCCUCGGUCAAGAUUGUCGCGUCGAAUCACAUUCCACCAUCCAGGUACAGGAGCAUGAGGAUAAUGUUAUGGCUGGGACUGCUAGCAAGUCAAAGGCAGAUCUCCCGUCACCCAGCUAUUUGUCAUCGACCCUGGUCGCAUUUCAAUCUCGACUGGCUUCCGUCAAGAAUGACGCACUAUUCGAAUAACAACCACGUGGAUUCCGGCAUCAGAAAAGGAGACGGACAUGCCGAAAGAAGAUGCGACCAUGAAAGGGGCGUUGACGAGACCGCAGAUGGCCGUUCGCCUCUUGUUGACGCCGUCGCCGACCCGGGUCCGAACAAUACUUUGAUGCACCACUAUACUGCCAGCCAUAGAGCACUCAAAUACACUUGCAGUUGCAGCUGCAUUGCGCAUAUGAUAUCUUCAGAGCGUUAGUUAAGCGCCUAUCAAACGCGCAGGGACAUGCGAGCGCUACAGGUGUCGGUUGCGAACGCGCCCAUGGAUAUCACGAGGAUAAUUCAUUUGAUGGUAGUGGUAGAUGGUAUCCGCCGAGAGAAUUCCCUAGUUUAAUCCCUUGCAGUGGCUAUCUCCUU
This is a messenger RNA of Aspergillus sclerotioniger CBS 115572, 606 nucleotides long. RefSeq lists its product as uncharacterized. Lineage: Eukaryota; Fungi; Ascomycota; Eurotiomycetes; Eurotiales; Aspergillaceae. Bases 86 to 448 code for a protein of 120 amino acids. The transcript has 2 exons. The record is from RefSeq and is a predicted model, not a curated record.